Messenger RNA from Acanthochromis polyacanthus (spiny chromis), 2244 nucleotides. RefSeq names its product LITAF domain-containing protein-like. The record is from RefSeq and is a predicted model, not a curated record. Gene Ontology annotation, molecular function: zinc ion binding. The transcript is spliced from 5 exons. Bases 113 to 520 code for a protein of 135 amino acids. Lineage: Eukaryota; Metazoa; Chordata; Actinopteri; Pomacentridae.
UCAUUGCAAUAUUUGUCUUGUUGUCUUGUAUCAGUCGAGCUCAAACAACAGAGGAAGAAGCAGUAUAAGGCCGUCACACCUUCCCGUAAAGCAGCUCCUAUAGACAGAUAUCAUGGAGAAGGAUCAGCCACCUGCAAUGGCAAUGCCAGCACCGCCGUACCCCGGCCCACCUUUGGAUUACCAGCCUCAGCCCGUUGUGUAUCCCCCCGUCCAUACUGUGGGGGCUUACCAAUACAGCCCACAGCAACCUCAGAUUGUACAGCCUGUGAACCAGGUGGUUGUGGUGCAGCAGCUGCCGACUGAUGUUCCUGGACAAAUGAUGUGCCCUCACUGCAGCAAGUCCGUCGUGACUACAACACACCACAAAAACGGGAUGCUCACUUGGCUGAUCUGUGGCGUCCUGGGAGUCUUCCUGUGCUGGCCUUGCUGUUUGAUCCCCUUCUGUGUGGAAUCCUGCAAGGAUGUGGAGCAUUCCUGCCCAUCCUGUCACAACGUCCUUCAUAUCUAUAAACGCAUGUGAAACACCACCGCAGCAGAAACUCUCCUGAAGUUACGACAAAAGACAGAAAAUCCCACUGUGACAAAACACAAGAGCUAAAACCUCCCUAUGCAAAUAAUAGACGUCAUCUUGAGCCCUGUACAUGCUUGUGUAAACUACAUGUUUUACCUACACUACUUUGCAGUGUACUUAUGCAAAGCGACAUUACAUAAGAGCUUCUUUCUUGUCCUCUACCUGAUAACAUGUGCAAUCAAGGUGAAAAAAAUUUAUGCAAAAAUGUGAGGAAUGUACCUAUCAUGAUUAAAUCUUGGUCGGAGUGAUGUUGUCUCUGUAUGAUAUACCUCAGUGAUACAUUUAACAAAGCAGGAUGAUAUGACGUAUUCUUUUUAUUUGAUGUUCUUGAUAUAAUGAAUGCUUUUAUAGAAAUUCCCUGUAUUUGACAUAUUGAUAUGCGGAAAAAACAUUUAAACAUGAACAAAAUCAUAAUUUCAGGGCCAUUAUUCAAAAUGUUUUCUGCAAUAUUCCAGCCUUUGUGAAUAAAAAAGAGAUUGUACAAUACUACUUAUAAUCAGUGUUGUCAGUAGGAGAUGCAGAAAAUCCGUAACUCUGUUUCUAUGUUUGGUCCUGCUUUGCUGCCUGGUCAGUUUCACACUGCUGGUACUGCAGUUAACACAACAAAGGUUAGACAACUGAUUAGUCUGUUGGUGUUCAUUACAGAGAUAAAACAACGCAAUGACCUUAAGUUACAUCAUCUACUGUCCAUAUGCUUGUACCAUGGAAUGAUGAUCUAUGAUGAUUUAUGAAUAAUUUUGACUAAAAUGUUACCUAAACGUAGGCCACUGUAUAGUCACUAUGUGGUUUAGAUAGGCAAAUUGCUCGCCAGUCUACAUUUUAUUUAAAUUUAUAUUAAGAGAUUAAUUUCUAGUGCUACAGCUGCAGAAUAAAACUACUAAAUGAGAUGAUACAAAAUAAAUCAGAGAUGCUUUAAUAAAACUCCUAAAGACCAUUUUGGGUCACUUCAGUGCAGUGUGAUUUUUAAUGUUAAUGGUGGCUGCAUUCCCGGUGUUGAGCGUGUUGGCUAACUGCUUUGGCUUACUGGAAUGCUUAAAAGGGAUGAGCCGUCAUUAACAGUAUUAGUUACACCCAUGUUUUUUCUGUUCUGACAAAUCACAAUGCUGCUGUGAAAAAAGGCCACUUGUGUAAUGCUGCCGUCCUUUAUUUGUAUUGUGUGUCUACUAUGAAAGAGGCCUUUGAAUGUUUCUCUGUGAUGUAAUUUAGUUGAAAUGAUAAAAUGGCGGUGAUAAUGUUAAGGCCAGUUUGUGUUUUUUCUGCGACAGUUUGCAUGGACAAGUGGACAUGGAAAUCAGGCACAUCCACUGGAAAAUCAAAGUGGACAUUUGUUUCAUGCACCUUAUGUUUGUCAUGAUGAACUCCAUAUCCUGUGCACAACAAACGAAUACAUUCUUCUCCUAUCUAUCAACAGGUCCCCAUAAUGCAUACUAGUUCCUAGCUCUGUGUUGCCACCAGAUGUCCUCAGAUUUACCCCUCAGUUCCAGUCACCUGAUUUCCAUACCCCCUCUGUGCAUACAAAUGUGGUUGCCAUCUUGGCCUUCUCAGUUGUCAAAUCACUAUCUUAUUUUGAUUGCUUAUGGCAGCUGCUCUUGCAAUCUAAUACAAGUUUAUUUCUGUUUUCGCGUUACUUCCCUGUAAGCUUGUAUUUUAAGUUUAAUAAAACUGUUUCUGCA